Solanum dulcamara is the source of this 471-nucleotide messenger RNA. RefSeq names its product putative glycine-rich cell wall structural protein 1. Bases 1 to 471 code for a protein of 156 amino acids. The record is from RefSeq and is a predicted model, not a curated record. The transcript has a single exon. NCBI's taxonomy places the organism in Eukaryota, Viridiplantae, Streptophyta, Magnoliopsida, Solanales, Solanaceae.
AUGUCAUGCAAGUUGAUGCUUCUUAUUAUUUUGGGAGUUGUAGUGCAAACUUCCUCUGCAAGGAAGCUUCUUGACAAUCCAAUAUUACCCAAUUUACUCAACUUCAACGGUGGAUUUGACCAAAUUUUAGGAGAUCUUGGCGGCGGCGGUGGAGGAGGCGGCGGCGGUGGAGGUAGUAAUGGUGGAUUUGGUGCUGGCUUCGGAUUUGGUGAGGGUCAUGGAUCGGGUGCAAAUGAUGGAUUUGGCCAAAUUGUAGGAGGUCUUGUUGGUGGUGGCGGCGGCGGUGGUGGCGGCGGUGGAGGUAGUAAUGGAGGAUUUGGUAGUGGCAUUGGAUAUGGCGAGGGUCAUGGAUCAGGUGCAAAUGGUGGUGGUGGCGGUGGUGGAGGUGGCGGAGGCGGCGGUGGUGGUGAAAAUGGUAGUAGUGGUUUUGGGUCCGGAGGAGGAUGGGGCCAAGGUGGUGGUAGCAAUUGA